This is a messenger RNA of Rana temporaria (common frog), 2829 nucleotides long. Its product is annotated as gastrula zinc finger protein XlCGF57.1-like. Bases 228 to 2507 code for a protein of 759 amino acids. Gene Ontology annotation, biological process: regulation of transcription by RNA polymerase II. Gene Ontology annotation, molecular function: DNA-binding transcription factor activity; RNA polymerase II cis-regulatory region sequence-specific DNA binding. NCBI's taxonomy places the organism in Eukaryota, Metazoa, Chordata, Amphibia, Anura, Ranidae. The record is from RefSeq and is a predicted model, not a curated record. The transcript is spliced from 6 exons.
CGGAAGUAGAGAGAAGACGUUUUGAAGUGGCAGCAGAGGAGAGUUUUCCUCGGGUAAAGUCUGAUGACCAUUUCGCCAUUACAGUGCCUUCACCUCAUUCCCUGAAACACGAAAGAAUCAAUGACCAGAAGAUUCUAGAAGUCACCAACAAGAUCAUUGAGCUGCUGACAGGAGAGGGUGAAGAACUAAAAGACAUCAAAGUUGAGGUUAAAGUCGAAAAAUAAGAGAUGUUUGGGGAUCAGCAAUCUAUGGAGAAGGGUGACCCACCAGAGAGAUGUCCCCAUCCUCUGUAUUCCCGGGAUUCCAUACAAGAAGAUCGCACCAUCCCUCACCAUCAUCAGGAUGAGGAACUAAAAGUCAUUAAAGUUGAGAUUAAAACGGAAGAAGAAGAGAUGUUGAUUAAUGGAGCUCAGCAGUCUGUGAAGGAGGGUGAUGCUCUGUAUUCCUGGGAUUCCACAUGGGAAGAUCACACCAUCCCCCACCAUCAUCAGGGUGAAGAACAGAUUGAUAUAAAAGCUGAGGUUAAAGAAGAAGAAUGGGAGACGUAUGUGGUGGGUGAUCAGCUGUCCAUGGAGGAGGUCGGGAUGAUUGUGAAAAGUGAAGAAGAAGAAGAAGAAGAAGAAGAAGAAGAAGAAGAAGAAAUGUCUCCACCUACCGGCACAAAUGGAUGUGAUGUGAGGAAUUCCUCGGAGAGACAUCUUUUAUUAUCUGCUGAUUGUAAGUCAGAAGAUAUUGUCAUCACACAGGAUCCUCCAGGAGGAAAUCCAAAUACACAAAAUAUACAUCACAGACCUUCCUGUCCGGAGACAUCAAUGGAUACCUCUGAUCAGGGGGAAUCUUCUCAUCAAUCACAUACUAUGAUUGCAAAUAUCCAUUUAAGAGCUCACACUGCAGAUAGAUCAACAGAUCCUUCUGAUCCCGAGGAAUCUUCCUCACCCCAUGAAGGAGAUCACCGAGGUGACCAUCUAUUCCCAUGUUCAGAGUGCGGGAAAUCUUUCCAUAAGAAAUCUAAUCUUGUUAGACAUCAGAGAAAUCACACGAGUGAGCGUCCUUUCCCUUGUUUGGAGUGCGGGAAAUGUUUCAAACGUAAACAAAACUUUGUUGCACACCAGAAAAUUCACACAGGUGAGCGACCUUAUUCAUGUUCAGAGUGCGGGAAAUCAUUCGCUGAAAAAGGAACACUCGUUGGACACCAGAGUGUUCACACUGGUGAUUAUCCUUAUUCAUGUUUGGAGUGCGGGAAAUCUUUCACAAAGAGAGGAAGACUUACUGACCACCAGAGAGUUCACACGGGUGAGCGUCCCUAUUCGUGUUCGGAGUGCGGGAAAUCUUUCACAAAGAGAGGAAGACUUACUGAGCACCAGAGAGUUCACACAGAUGACCUUCGCUAUACAUGUUCAGAGUGCGGGAAAUCUUUCCUUAGGAAAAAUCAUCUUGUUCGACAUCAGAGAAUUCACACCGGAGAAUGUCCCUAUUCAUGUUUAGAGUGUGGAAAAGCUUUCAAAGACAAAGGAGAUCUUACUAAACAUUAUAGAAUUCACACAGGUGAGCGUCCUCAUUCAUGUUCAGAGUGCGGGAAAUCUUUCACUGAGAAAAGAUAUCUUUUUCAACAUCAGAAAUAUCACAAAGGUGACCUUCCCUAUACAUGUUCAGAGUGCGGGAAAUCUUUCCUUAAGAAAUAUCGUCUUGUUAGACAUCAGAGGAUUCACAUGGUUGAGCGUCCAUAUUCAUGUUCAGAGUGUGGGAAAGCUUUCAAAGACGAAGGAGAACUUACUAAACAUCACAAAAUUCACACUGGCGAGUGUCCCUAUUCAUGUUCAGAGUGCGGGAAAUCUUUCACUGAGAAAGGAAAUCUUUUGCAACAUCAGAAAUAUCACACAGGUGACCUUCCCUAUACAUGUUCAGAUUGCGGGAAAUCUUUCCUUAAGAAAUAUCAUCUCGUUACACAUCAGAGAAUUCACACGGGUGAGCGUCCAUAUUCAUGUUCAGAGUGUGGGAAAUCUUUCACUCGUAAAGGUGGUCUUGCUAUACAUCAGAGAUUUCACACGGGUGAGCGACUAUAUUCAUGUUCAGAGUGCGGGAAAUCGUUCGCUCACAAAGGUGAUCUUGCUAUACAUCAGAGAAUUCACACUGAUGAGCGCCCUUAUUCAUGUUCAGAGUGUGGGAAAGCUUUCAAAGACAAAAGAGAUCUUUCUAAACAUCAUAAAAUUCACAGCGGUGAGCGUCCUUAUUCAUGUUCAGAAUGCGGGAAAUCUUUUACUCAUAAAAGAGGCCUUGUUAGACAUCAGAAAAUUCACAUGGGUGAGCGUCCUUAUUCAUGUUUAGUGUGCGGAAAAUCUUUCACUCAGAAAGGAGACCUUGUUCUACAUCAGAGAAUUCACAUGGGUGAGCGUCCUUAUUCGUGUUCAGAGUGCGGGAAAUCUUUCAUUGAUAAAGGAAACCUUGUUAUACACCAGAGAAUUCACACGGGUGAAUGUCCUUUUUAUAUAAAUGAGGGAAAUUUUUAACUCAUAAAGGACACCUUCCCAAACACCAAAGAAUUCACAUGGUUGAGCAUCCUUAUAUAUGUUUAGAGUGUGGGAAAUCUAUCUUUAGGAAAAAUAAUCGUGUUAACCACCACAAGUGUAGUGUGGCUAGUGGAAAGAGAGCUGCUAGAGAAUGUAGUGCAGAUGGGGGGGGCACAACUGUCAGAAAAAGAAGUGUAGACGAUAGGGGGACCUGUCAUAGAAUGGGUGAAUAGUGGGAGAAUAUCUGAAGAGCUGUCGGAGAAUGUAGUGUAGAUAGUGGAGGAGAGCUGUCGGAAAAUGUAGUGUGGAUGGUGGGAGGAGA